Messenger RNA from Geodia barretti, 846 nucleotides. NCBI's taxonomy places the organism in Eukaryota, Metazoa, Porifera, Demospongiae, Tetractinellida, Geodiidae. The record is from the annotation of a GenBank genome assembly.
AUGCACCGCGUUGACCCCUCACUGGACCUGCGAGAUGGGGUAGACAGGACAGAUUUCUUUGAAGCGGCGAAGGCGAAGACAGAGGCCCACGGACUAGAGCUAUACAGCAUUUUUAUGGCGGGCUGGGAUGAAAUUGGGUUGGGGCUGCCGGAUCGGGAUGAGAAAAUCGAGGCGUGGUGUACAAUGCUUCGGGGCAUCAGCGCGGCUGGUAUCCCGGCGCUAGGAUACAAUUUCAAACCGAUGGGGAAUUUCCGCACAACAUCCGCCAAAGGUAGAGGGGGCACCUCCUACAGCACCUUUGAUUACGAUGAGUUUGCACAGGAUCGCCCCAAACCACACGACCCACCGGUCUCGGAGGAGGAGAUGUGGGAGCAUAUAACGCACUUCCUCGAAGGGGUGAUUCCGAUGGCUGACAAAGUCGGAGUCCGGAUGGCACUGCACCCGGAUGAUCCGCCGAUCCCUGAACCGUUGGGGGGCGUAGCGCAGAUUGCAUCAACUCUUGACCAGUACCGGCGGAUUUUCGACAUCGUUCCAUCCGACUCCAACGGAAUGCUGUUCUGUCAGGGCUGCGUCACUGAGAUGGGGGUAAAUGUGUAUGAAGCGAUUCGGGAGAUGGCUACUAAAAACAAGAUCGUCUUCGUUCACUUCCGUAAUGUCCGCGGAUGCCUGCCAAGUUUCCAAGAGGUUUUUCUUGAUGAAGGCGAUAUAGACAUGCACCGAGCGAUGGCGAUCUAUCGAGAUGCAGGCUUUAACGGUCCCUUUAUGAUGGAUCACACGCCGGGAUUUCCGCAGACAGACGCGGGCAGAGCAGGACAGGCAUACGCAGUCGGAUAUAUUCGGGGGUGA